Aplysia californica (California sea hare) is the source of this 723-nucleotide messenger RNA. Its product is annotated as temptin-like. The transcript is spliced from 3 exons. Bases 177 to 512 code for a protein of 111 amino acids. NCBI's taxonomy places the organism in Eukaryota, Metazoa, Mollusca, Gastropoda, Aplysiida, Aplysiidae. The record is from RefSeq and is a predicted model, not a curated record.
UUAGGCUUCAUAUAUUUACAGCACUGUUUCAGAAGUUUCCGAACUGCUAAAACUGGAAUCAUAGGCCCAACACAAUAUUCACCACUGGCCUACCACAGCCAAUCAGAGCACCACUAGCUUACCCACAGCCAAUCAGCUUCUGACUGACGGGCUGCUGCUAGCCGCAUGUGAAAGAUAUGAUGCUGACCAAAGCCUUGGGCGUGUUCCUGGCCGCCGCCAUGCUGUGCACCCUCACGUCCGCACUCCCAGAGUUCAUCGACGAGAUUCCCAACGGCAUGAGAGUCCCCAACCCUUGUGGAUCCUCCAACGUGCCGUUCUUCACCGUGGGUCACCAAGACAUGAGCGGCGGAGGGGCUCUGAACGCUUUUGGACAGGACUUCCUGGACGCCGGGAACAAGCGGAGCGAAGAACUGUGUCGUAAGGACUCUAACGGGGACGGUCGCACUAACGGGCAGGAGCUCGGUGACCCCAAGCGUGAGUGCCAGUUGCGCUACCGGACACCCAGGGUUUGAUGACAAUAACCUGCAGUGUUAGGCGUUAAGGGAGAUGACCUUGGCCUUCCAAGAGGGCGUGGCUUACGUGUACCUUCUUCGGAAUUGGCGACCGUCUUCUCGCUUUUCAACCUUUGUUUAUAUGUAGUUAUAUCGUUAUGGAAAACCUUCUACUGUGUUCAGUUUUUUUCCGAAUCGUUCAAAAAUAAAGACUACGAAAUCUUGCAUUUGA